UGCAGACUACGGUCUACGCUGUCAUUUGUCAAGUAUUAUUUUUGUUUAUUUAUAAAUCUCAAUAACAAAAAGUAACUUAGUUUAUAAUGUAACAAUACUAUUAUACAAAAUGGGUUUAGAUCUAUUAAAAGUGUCCCAUAUGUUCUUUAUUAGUAGUAUAAUUGUAUUUUUUGCAGUAACUGUAACUAUUUUUAAUUACAUUCAUAUAACCUCAAAGAUGAUUAUUGAUGAAGAAUUUCAUCUGCCUUUAGGAAAAUUAUAUUGCAACUUUGAUUUUUCUGUGUGGGAUCCUAAAGUAACUACUUUGCCAGGUUUAUACAUAGUAAGUUCGAUGAUUAUGGGCCCCCUCAGUUUAUGCACAACAUAUUGGUUACGAUUUGUGUCUUUGAUAUUUUCCAUUGUCAACAUACUGCUCUUCUACAUCCUUUUUGAUACAUAUGAUAAGCAUCAAUGGGGUAAUAUUUUUUCAUCUAUGACAUUAGCUUUACUUCCUCCAUUGUAUUUCUUCAGCCAUGUUUACUAUACUGAUGUGGUCUCUUUGACAAUGGUUCUGCUAAUGAUUGUAGCAAGUGAAAAAAAGUAUCAUUAUAUGGGAGCUAUAUUUGGCAUAGCUGCUAUAAUUUGCCGCCAAACCAAUAUCAUCUGGCUCACACUUAUGGCCGGAAAAUAUGCUUUAACAGAAAUGUACAAAUGUUGCUCAGAUAAGGAAAUUUCAAGAAGAGGAAUACCUGCAAUUGAAUUUAUAACCUUUCUGACUGAACUACUUAAAAAUCCAUUGAAUAAAUUACGUAAGACGACAACCACAUUUUGGUGUAAUGCACUAUGGUAUAUUGCAGUAAUGUUAAUAUUUGUAGGAUUUUUGAUCUACAACGGAGGUAUAGUUGUGGGAGAUAAGACUGCUCACGUAUCUACAAUACAUAUUCCACAACUGUUCUACUUUUCUUUGUUCUGUCUGAUUUUCUCUUGGCCUCAUUUUGUUGGGGAAGUUUCGAGCUUUCUAGCAUUUGCUAGGAAACAUAAAAUAGGUGUUUUUGUACUUACUUUACUAGGAUUUUUAAUUGUUAUGCUUAAUACCCAAGUACAUCCUUAUUUAUUGGCAGAUAAUAGACAUUACCUGUUUUAUAUUUGGAACAGAUUUUAUCAGAAAUAUGUUUUGUUUAAAUAUGCCAUCGUACCAGUGUACAUAUUUGCGUGGUAUGUUAUUAUCAAAUUGCUUUAUGACAAAGAUGAUAUAACAUUUUUAUUCUUGUACUUAGUUUGUACAACGAUAGUAUUAGUUACUCAGAAAUUGAUAGAAAUUCGCUACUUCCUUAUACCGUACAUACUUUUCAGACUGAGAUUAAAAAGCAAUGCCAAUAAUGCAUUUAAUUUAGUUUUAGAAUUUGUAACUUAUUUGUUAAUUAAUUAUAUAACUUUACAAUUGUUCUUUACCAAAGUUGUUACUUGGGAUGAUUAUUCUGAGUUUCAAAGAAUAAUCUGGUAAGUGUAGACAAGAAUACAGUCCUGAAGUAAAGUAUUUAUUAAUGCUAUGAGAUGACAAAUAAAAUACCAAGAUAUUUUUUUAAUUUUUUAUACACAAUAAGCAUACCAGCCCACUCUAGAAAUGAAACAUGAUUUUCACGG
Molecule: messenger RNA, 1623 nt
Organism: Diabrotica virgifera virgifera (western corn rootworm)
Lineage: Eukaryota; Metazoa; Arthropoda; Insecta; Coleoptera; Chrysomelidae
Product: putative Dol-P-Glc:Glc(2)Man(9)GlcNAc(2)-PP-Dol alpha-1,2-glucosyltransferase
Exons: 5
Coding region: 110-1483 (457 amino acids)
Biological process (GO): protein N-linked glycosylation; dolichol-linked oligosaccharide biosynthetic process
Cellular component (GO): endoplasmic reticulum
Molecular function (GO): dolichyl pyrophosphate Glc2Man9GlcNAc2 alpha-1,2-glucosyltransferase activity
Source: RefSeq, a predicted model, not a curated record